AUGACCCUCGGGAGCCCCCACAGCUUCAACCUGGCCAAGGGGCCAGAAAGUAUCACUCUGAAAGAUGGUCCGGGGCUCUGCCGCUGCCGCCGCCGCCCCCGCACGCCCGCCUCCGCCUCCCGCAGCAGUCGCCGGGCGCCGCUGAAAGCUGCAGGCGCGGCGGGCUGCAGGUGCCGCAGCUCCCCACCGCCGGGCCCCGGGGGGCCUCCCGCCGCCUCGCCCGGGACGCCCGCUCGCCGCCCCGCGCCCCUCCGCCCUAGGCGCUGCGCUCCGCCGGGCAGGCAGCGGGGCGAGAGGGAGCCGGAGCCGCCGCCGCCGCGCCGGCCAUGGAGCUGCGUCCCCCGCAGCGCCCCCACCGCCGCCGCCGCCAGCCCUUGUCCCGCCGCCCAAGGACGCGCCCGCACAGCCUCGCCGCCGUUCGCCCGGGCGCCCAGCGCGGAGUGCCGCGGCGGCCGCCCGCCCCUCGGGAGGGCUGACUCGGGCCCCGGGCGACCCGCCACCGCCUCCGGCCGGCCGGCCCCUCCCGCCCUGUCCCUCCCCCCCCCCGAUGGAGAACGGCGGCGGCGGCGGCUGCCGGGUCCAGCCGGGCUAAGGCAGGAGGGCGGCUCGCCCCGCCGUCGGCUCCGAGUCCCCCGCGAUGGCGAAGAAUGCUGGCGCCGCACCAUGAAGCUCCUGCGGCAGGCUCGGCCGCAGCCCGCCCGGAACGCCGCCCCGCUCGCCUGCCUCGUGGCGCAAGCGUGGCUGGUGGCGUGCGCCCUGGCGGCCAGGCCCGGGCCGCAGAGCUGCCCCUCGGUCUGCUCCUGCAGUAGCCAGCUGAGCAAGGUGGUCUGCACGCGGCGGGGGCUGGCCGAGGUGCCGCCGGGCAUCCCCUCCAGCACCCGCUACCUGAACCUGAUGGAGAACAGCAUCAAGGUGAUCCAGGCGGACACCUUCCGCCACCUGCACCACCUGGAGGUGCUCCAGCUGGGGCGCAACGCCAUCCGGCAGAUCGAGGUGGGAGCCUUCAACGGGCUGGCCAGCCUCAACACCCUGGAGCUCUUCGACAACUGGCUGACGGUGGUGCCCAGCGGGGCCUUCGAGUACCUGUCCAAGCUGCGGGAGCUCUGGCUGCGCAACAACCCCAUCGAGAGCAUCUCCUCCUAUGCCUUCAACCGCGUCCCGUCCCUCAUGCGCCUGGACCUGGGUGAGCUCAAGAAGCUCAAGUACAUCUCGGAGGGGGCCUUUGAGGGGCUCUACAGCCUGAAGUACCUGAACCUGGGCAUGUGCGCCAUCCGGGAGAUGCCCAACCUAUCCCCUCUGGUGGGGCUGGAGGAGCUGGAGAUGUCCGGCAACACCUUUCCGGCCAUUAAGCCGGGGGCCUUCCACGGACUGAAGUCACUCAAAAAGCUGUGGAUUAUGAGCGCCCAGAUCAGCCUGAUCGAACGCAACGCCUUCGACGACCUCACGGCGCUGGUGGAGCUCAACCUGGCCCACAACAACCUCACCUCUCUGCCCCAUGACCUCUUCGCGCCUCUGAGGUACCUGGUGGAGCUGCACUUGCACCACAACCCCUGGAACUGCGACUGCGACAUCCUGUGGCUCUCCUGGUGGCUGCGGGAGUACAUCCCCACCAACUCCUCUUGCUGUGGGCGCUGCCACGCCCCCACACACAUGCGGGGCAGGUUCCUGGUAGAGGUGGACCAGACGGCCUUCCAGUGCUCGGCCCCCUUCAUCAUGGACGCCCCCCGGGACCUCAACAUCUCCGAGGGGAGGGUGGCCGAGCUGAAGUGCCGAACCCCGACCAUGUCCUCCGUGCGGUGGCUGCUGCCCAACGGGACGGUGCUGAGCCACGCCUCCAACCACCCCCGAAUCUCCGUCCUCAACGACGGCACCCUGAACUUCUCCCAGGUUCUCCUCACGGACACGGGGCUAUACACGUGCAUGGUCACCAACGUGGCAGGGAACUCCAAUGCCUCGGCCUACCUCAACGUGAGCACGGCUGAGCUCAACACGUCCAACUACAGUUUCUUCACCACGGUCACUGUGGAGACCACAGAGACAUCGCCCGAGAACAUCUUCCCCAAAUUCACCAAGCCGGUGCCGACCACCUCUACGGGCUACCAGCCGGCCUACACCACCACCACCACCGUGCUCAUCCAAACGACCAAAACGCCCAGGCAGGACGCCACCUUGGACAGCAACGACAAGAUGCAGACCAGCCUGGACGAGGUAAUGAAGACCACCAAGAUCAUCAUCGGCUGCUUCGUGGCGGUGACCCUGCUGGCGGCAGCCAUGUUGAUCGUCUUUUACAAACUUCGCAAGCGUCACCAGCAGAGGAGUACGGUGGGGGCCGCCAGGACCGUGGAAAUCAUACAGGUGGACGAAGACAUUCCGGCCUCGGCGGCGGCAGCGCCCACCACUGCCGCCACCGCCACCCCUUCGACCGCGUCCGGCAUGUCAGGUGAGGGGGCAGUUGUGCUGCCGGCUAUUCAUGACCACUACAACACUUACAAACCCUCCCAGGGGGCCCACUGGACAGAAAACUGUUUGGGGAACUCUCUGCACCCCACGGUCACGACUAUUGCCGAACCGUAUAUAAUACAGACCCACCCCAAGGAGAAAGUGCAGGAAACUCAGAUCUGACUCCUUUCCUUGCCCCCCUCCCCCGGCCUUUAUUAAAUAAAUGCAAUAGGAUGCACAAGAGACAAAACCAACUUUCCUACCCAGAGGGAGGAGGGCAGUCCCCCCAGUAUAUGCUUCUAUAUUAAGUCUUGGGCUGAAAGGAGAAGCAGAUUCUACUAAAAUGUAAAGAAAGGCCUAUUUUCUCAGUUGAUAGCUGUAUUGAGAAGGAAGCGUAACUCAAGAGUCCCCCCACCUCCCCCCCCAGAGACAGAGGCACAGUUCCCCAUGGCGAGUCGGCAGCAGACCUAUUUAAAGCGAAAACAUAAAAACAGCCUUGCUCCCGAAAACAGUGGCGGAGAAGAUAAAACAGAAAAUUUCAAAACCAAGGAACCGUGGGGGGGGGGAGGGAGGGGGGAGUUGUUCUUUUUAGAAGAUGUUACUUAGAAUGCAGUAAAAACAAACCCGUUUCUAUAGAGACGCUCUUUUCUUAAAGCCUUGGAAAAA
Molecule: messenger RNA, 3105 nt
Organism: Crotalus tigris (Tiger rattlesnake)
Lineage: Eukaryota; Metazoa; Chordata; Lepidosauria; Squamata; Viperidae
Gene: LRRC4
Product: leucine rich repeat containing 4
Exons: 2
Coding region: 1-2622 (873 amino acids)
Biological process (GO): excitatory synapse assembly; synaptic membrane adhesion; modulation of chemical synaptic transmission
Cellular component (GO): plasma membrane; glutamatergic synapse; postsynaptic density membrane
Molecular function (GO): protein binding
Source: RefSeq, a predicted model, not a curated record